UCUUUGACUCUUUGGAGGGAGACUAAGUAUUUAUUUUCUUUUAAUCUCAUCGCAGUUAAUUUUUUUUUUAAUGAAACCAAAGAUCUAACUUUUUAGUCGGUGAUCGGAGGACAAUCUCCAUAUGGCGGCAACGCAACGACUACGCGCGCUCCAAUCUCAGCCAGAGAACAAAGUCUGCGUGGACUGCUCCCAGAAGAACCCUCAAUGGGCGUCAGUCUCCUACGGAAUCUUCAUGUGCCUAGAAUGCUCAGGCAAACACCGAGGCCUAGGCGUCCACAUCUCCUUCGUCAGAUCCGUCACCAUGGACUCCUGGUCCGAGAUCCAGCUCAAGAAAAUGGACUCCGGCGGUAACCAUAAGCUCAACACCUUCCUCUCUCUCCACGGCAUCUCCAAGGAAACAGAGAUAGUCGCCAAGUACAGCUCCGACGCGGCCUCGGUGUAUCGCGAUCGGAUCCAGACCUUAGCCGAAGGGAGACCGUGGAGGGACCCACCUGUUGCUGUCUCAAAGAAGCCUCCUUUAUCGAAGGGUGGGGGGAGUGAUGAUUCUGUUAUGAGGAGGAACCAGUCGGAGAGUGAUUUUAGAGGGGUGGGGACACGUGGCGGCGCGUUGGCGAAGGCGAGGUCUUCUGGGGAUAUUUAUUCGAGGUCGGAGGUUGAGGCUUCUGCUGCGAGUAAAGAGAGUUUCUUUGCGAGGAGGAUGGCGGAGAAUGAGUGUAAGCCUGAGGGGCUUCCUCCUUCGCGAGGUGGGAAGUAUGUUGGGUUUGGAUCGAGUCCUGGUCCAGUGACGAGAAGGGGAGAUGGUGGUGAUGUUUUUUCUGUUGUGUCUGAGGGGUUUGGAAGAUUGUCUCUUGUUGCUGCAUCUGCUGCGAAUGUUGUUCAGACAGGAACCAUGGAGUUAACUUCAAAGGUGAAAGAAGGUGGGUUAGAUAACACGGUGAGUGAGACUGUUAACGUUGUUGCGAGUAAGACAACGGAGAUAGGACAGAGGACGUGGGGGAUUAUGAAAGGAGUGAUGGCGAUUGCUUCACAGAAGGUUGAAGAGUUUACUAAAGAAGAAGCAUCAACCUGGAAUCAACAGAAUAAUAACGGUUUCUCCGACAGCAAAGCAGGAACCAAUUCAUCAUCAAGCUACCAAAAUAAUUACCGUAACUCGAGUUCUUGGGAUGACUGGGGAGAAGAGAGCAAUACUAAAAAGGAAGCAGCACCAAAAGUGUCACAAAGUGUUCACCACAACGGUUAUGGUAACGCAAACUCUUGGGAUGACUGGGGAGAAGAGAAGAGUAGUACCAAGAAGGAAGCAGCGCCGAAGGUGUCAACUUCUAAGGAUGAUGAUGGUGGUUGGGCUGGUUGGGAUGAUGAUAAUGAUGAUAAAGAUGAUGAUGAUGGUUAUUAUCAGAAUACUGCAGAGGAUAAGAAAUCUGUAGGCCAUAAUGGCAAACCAGACACAGCUUGGACAGGUGGAGGUUUUCUCUAGCGGUGAAAUGGUGAAAGAAGUUGUAAAGUUAAGGGAAAAGCAAAGCAUGUGUGUUAUUCGUGCUCUGUCACAAAGAGAUAGAGCAGAGAGUGGCUAUUACAGAUCUGUUUGAGUGGCUAUUAUCGAACUAAUGAUUGUCAUUAUUUGUUCUUAUACCAUAUAUAGCUUUCUUUAUUAUCUUUAUCAUUAAAUUUGUACAAGCUUUAUAGAGGACUGCUUGCUCUCCUUUUUGAGAUUCGAAUAUAUAUUUUUGGGUAUAAAAUGUUGGUAUUCUUUUA
Molecule: messenger RNA, 1752 nt
Organism: Brassica rapa (field mustard)
Lineage: Eukaryota; Viridiplantae; Streptophyta; Magnoliopsida; Brassicales; Brassicaceae
Product: ADP-ribosylation factor GTPase-activating protein AGD7
Biological process (GO): vesicle-mediated transport
Molecular function (GO): GTPase activator activity
Source: RefSeq, a predicted model, not a curated record